Messenger RNA from Oreochromis niloticus (Nile tilapia), 773 nucleotides. RefSeq names its product RING finger protein 145-like. Gene Ontology annotation, molecular function: ubiquitin protein ligase activity. Gene Ontology annotation, cellular component: endomembrane system. The transcript is spliced from 5 exons. Gene Ontology annotation, biological process: ERAD pathway; proteasome-mediated ubiquitin-dependent protein catabolic process. NCBI's taxonomy places the organism in Eukaryota, Metazoa, Chordata, Actinopteri, Cichliformes, Cichlidae. The record is from RefSeq and is a predicted model, not a curated record. Bases 299 to 670 code for a protein of 123 amino acids.
CAAAUUAUUAGCACCUAAUAAGCACAGUGACAGAGGGACCCGAGGCUUUUUUUCGGGGGAUGACUGAAGCUAUCACCUUGCUAAUCCUUGCUGUCCAAACUGGCCUCAUUGAGCUGCAGGUCAUCCACAGAGCCUUCCUCCUCUCUAUCGUCCUCUUUAUUGUUGCUGCUUCCAUCCUGCAGUCCAUGCUGGAGAUAGCUGAUCCUAUAGUCCUAGCCCUGGGAGCAUCUAGAGGAGUUUGUGGAAGCACUUCCGUGCAGUUUCUCUCUGUCUCUUCCUGCUGAUCUUUCCAGCGUACAUGGCUUAUAUGAUCUGCCAGUUCUUCCACAUGGACUUCUGGCUUCUCAUCAUCAUCUCCUCCUCAAUCCUCACCUCUCUCCAGGUUGCGGUGUGCGUGGUGUGCUAUGGUGUAUCAGAGACUGUAUUUGGCGAGUGGAGUGUGAUGGGAAGCACCAUCAUCUUGGUCCACUCGUACUAUAACGUCUGGCUCAGAGCCCAGCUGGGCUGGCAGAGCUUCCUGCUCAGGAGAGAUGCUGUACACAAGAUAAAAAGCCUCCCUACAGCUAGCAAUACACAGCUGGAGCAGUAUAAUGACAUCUGUGCUAUCUGCUUCCAGCAGAUGAAGCACGGCGAGGAAGAAAUAUGCUUUGAAACGAGUGUGAAAGACUGAUAACUUUAGGAUGCCAAGUCCUGAUGCACACUUAUAUGUAGACCUUGCUGCCACUCUGACCACAGAACGUGUUUGUCCCCAGUGUGCUAUAACCUUGCAACCA